UUAUGCUGGAUACAGGCUUCCUGAGUGUGUGGCCAAUCCAUUUCCAUUUUCUCUGGAGGAUCUCUACUUCAACUGGCAGUUGAUUUGUCCAUUGCCAUAGAACAUCAUUUCUGAUGGUUUUAGGCCAGCGAAUUCGCAGGAUCUUUCUGAGGCAUACGUUUAUAAAUGAUUGUAUUUUCUUCUUAUUUAUAGCAGUUAUUCUCCAUGUCUCAGCUCCAUAGAGUAAAACAGGUUUUACUAGUGUGUUGAAGAUCAGGUUUUUAUUCCAAGGGUUAAAUCUCCAGAACCCCAAACAUUUUUUAGUUGGUUGAAGACUGCCCGUCCUUAUUUUUAUGUCUGCUUCUGUCCCACCCUGCUUAUCAAUAUCAACAAUACUUCCAAGUAUCAUGGACAAAUUGGACAUGAGGAUCUGGCAGAUGUCUGAAGUUUAACUACAAUAUUCGUGUCAAGCUGCUCAUUUUUUAUCAAUAAUGAGGGCACAGUGCUGUAUUUGCUCCGACCUAUUUGAGGAUGCCUUGACUGUAAAUAUUGCAGCAUUGCACUGCGGACACACAUUUCAUGAAACAUGUCUCAUGAGAUGGAUGGAUACCUCUUCCACAUGUCCCAGCUGUCGAACUACUGUAAAACCAAAUCAGAUAAUUAAGCGUCUCUAUUUCGACAUAGCUGAAGAUUUGAAUGGAAAUGAAGACAUUAGUAAAUUUAUCAAUCAAAUAGGAAAUCUUAAGGUUCAGUUAAGUGAGAAAGAUAGACAAAAGCAAGACCUUGCAGAUGCCAGGGAUAAGCUUGCUAUAAGGCUAGCACAAUCUGAGUCAUUGUGUGAAAGUUUAACCAUUAAAUUAAAUAAAGAACUCAGCAUAAAAGAGGUCAUGCAAAGGAACAUUCAGCUGUUACAGAAUGAAAAUGCUGUCUUUGUAGAUGACAUGAAAGAAUUUAGGAAAACUCAGAAAAAACUUGAAGCACUUCAAAAUCUUGAGAUAGUUUUGAAUGGUUGUGAAGAUGAUGUGAAGCAAGUUAUGGCUCAGUACACAGAAGGUGGGGAGUCUUCACUCAAACAGCUGGCCAGUAUGAUCACAGUUAUGAAAAGGGAGUACAGCAAAGUAUUAAAUGACAAGAAAGGUUUACUGGAGAAAGUGACCAAAUUGAAGCAGUCAGUUGGCAACUAUCACACUGAGGCUCGAAAGUUAAAGCAUAAAGUUAAAGAACUUGCUGCUGAGCUGGAAAGGGCAAAUGAAGGUCUGACCAAGGUGGAGAAAGAAAACAAUGAAAAAAGAAGAAAGCUGGUGCACCUUAGAAAUGCAUUGCGUCAUAAUAUAACUGAAGGUAGUCAGAGCUUCAACCAAGCUUUAAAUGAGGACAGCCCCAAUGUGGCCUACACUCCACCUCAUCAACAUGACCCUCUGACUGAUGUCAAUGAGAGUUCUACUCCAGAUCUCUUUGAAGAUUCUGUUGUUGACAACAAAAGGAAACACAAUUAUGAUCAUUCUACACCAAAAUUAAAGUUCAUUCAAAUUCCUACAGCAACAGAAAAAUUGCAUGCAGCAAAGCGAGCAAAAUUAGAAUUGGAGUCACAGAAUGAUCCCCCCAUUCCCAAAACAAUGCUGAGCAUCAUGCAAAAAAAGAUGACAGGUAUCUCCAAUUCCAGGGCUCACCUGCCAUCUGUCAUCACACGGGGUUACGAUGGCUUUGGUGGCUCAACCACCUUUGUUCAGCCCUUAGGGCCACCCAAGGCUUCACACACCAAGAUAGUGCCUAAAAAUAAGACUAUAAAGAAAAGCAAAUUUUGUGAUCCUAAAACUUUUAAAAACAUGCCGCUGUUUAAAAUAGUUUCCAAAUCAACACCGUGUAGUUCUCCUGCAUCAGAUGGUGGAGUCAGCCAGCAACCUGAGGCAACUCGAGUGAUUCAGCAAACACAGCCAACCAGCAAGAGUAAAAGCAAGAGUUGUGCCUCAACAGACAAUCAUUCGUCCACCUUGUUUCCUAAGUUGAGCAUGGGUGACAGGGAUUAUAUUGAUUUGACGUGACUAUAUUUUUUAGUUGUUCUAUCAUGAGUGCUUUAUUUAGUUUCCUAGUGAGUUAUAGAAUACACAUUUGGCUAAUGUUGUCUUCUUUCAAUCAUUUUUGGCACUCCUACAAUAUUUUAUAAAUGUUUUGAUUUACUCUAUAUACUGUAGGUUUUAUAAUUACUUUAAAAGAAUACAAUUAAACAUGUAUUUA
This is a messenger RNA of Physella acuta, 2214 nucleotides long. RefSeq names its product E3 ubiquitin-protein ligase TRAIP. Gene Ontology annotation, molecular function: ubiquitin protein ligase activity. Gene Ontology annotation, cellular component: site of DNA damage; nucleus. Gene Ontology annotation, biological process: replication fork processing; protein ubiquitination. NCBI's taxonomy places the organism in Eukaryota, Metazoa, Mollusca, Gastropoda, Physidae. The record is from RefSeq and is a predicted model, not a curated record.